UUAAGUCAGCGGAUAUGUUCGUUCGCGAGUCGUACGAUGAGGUUAGUUGCGACGCAAUCACACCAUGUAUAGACAAUACAGAAGAAGUAAUAAUUGAAGUGGACUUUGUAUAUUCAGAACAACAUGGAAUGAGGCUUUGGAUAAUAUCCCCAAGUGGGACUGUAUCGAUCUUAGCAGAGCAGAAAAGUCAGAAAAGGGGACGGAAAGGGAUGAUAAACACAAAAUUUCGGUCGAACAACUUUUGGGGGGAAAACAGUCAGGGUUUUUGGCGUAUAAACCUUGGAUGCAAUUUAUCAGACAUAAAACCUUUAUCGUAUUAUAGCUGUCACGUUGCUAAGACGCGUUUGACGAUACAUGGAACUCUAAAGACAGGAUAUGCUGACCAAUAUUGCCUGAAAAAUGCACCUGUUACAUCUAGCAUAAACAACAAUGAUUCCUCUAAACAAGUAAUUUUUACAGUAACAGUUGAAGACAAAACUAUUAGUUCUGGUACAGAUGCUGACAGCAAUAGAAGGUUUCAUACAGCCCUUUGGAUUGUCCUUGUUGUAGUUUAUGUAUGUGCUGUUCUGUUUCUCAGUUGUACACGAUAUUCAGGGCCUGCCCCUUAUCAUGUUGACGUUUAAUGAAAACGAAUGUUGUUUGACAAAACAGAAAGUAUUGUGGAUGUUGAACUAAGUACAGGGGUGUGGAAAAGUCUGGUAA
This is a messenger RNA of Mya arenaria, 702 nucleotides long. RefSeq lists its product as uncharacterized. Bases 15 to 623 code for a protein of 202 amino acids. The transcript is spliced from 2 exons. NCBI's taxonomy places the organism in Eukaryota, Metazoa, Mollusca, Bivalvia, Myida, Myidae. The record is from RefSeq and is a predicted model, not a curated record. Gene Ontology annotation, molecular function: serine-type endopeptidase activity. Gene Ontology annotation, biological process: proteolysis.